GCGGGUUUUCAAGAACAUUGUCAACGGGGAAAUUAUUAAGAAAUAUAAUUUUAAAACAACUUGCUCAAAGUAUUUUAAAUAUGGAAAAAUUAAUGAAUAUCAUAACAAUGUAAAACUACAGGGUGGAUCACGGAGCAAGUUCUUGGGCCAGUUGAGAAAAAAAAUUCAAGACUUUUAUGAAGAAGACAUCAACAGCCGAAUUUGCCCAGGCAAGAAGGAUUUUGUGAAGAAAAAUAAAAUCAGACGUCAAAAACGCUUUUUACUUGACACUAUUAAGAAUCUAUACCUAAAAUAUCUAAAAAUCAACCCACAUCCAAAUAUAAGCUACAGAUUGUUUUGCCGAUAUCGCCCAUUUUGGGUGAAAGCUAUGAAUGUGGUGGACCGAGAUACAUGUAAGUGUGUGACACAUGCUAAUAUGGAGUUAAUGGUUGACAGUUUGUACUCCAACAAGAUUAUUUCCGGAAAGACUCCUGCUCAGGUAAUUAAAGACAUGUGUUGCAACGAUCAUGAUGAAAAUUGUCUUUUAAGGGAAUGCUCUAAAUGUAAAAACUCAAGUAUUCUAUACAAUGAUUAUGACGAAAACCUAACUAUUCAGUAUUUUAAAUGGCUUAAUUUAAAUCAAGCAUACUUUGACAAAAAGACGCAAACAACGAAGUUCACUAAAAAAAUUGCCAAAGCUGCCAAGCAAGUAAAAGUGUCUGAUUUUGUGCAACAGUUUGAAUGCCAAUUAAAAUCUUUUAUGUGUCACAGUGCUCGAAUUGGACACCAAUACAAUUUUAUAAAGACAUUGAAAGAAUCCUUACAACCAAAUGAAUUAAUUUUACACUGUGACUUUAGUGAAAAUUACAGUCUAAAGUACUCGCAAGAAAUACAAUCCUACCAUUUUGGAGGAUCCCGGCAACAAAUAACAAUGCACACAUCUGUAGCAUAUUCGAAUUUGCAAAACACUGGAGUCAAUGUGGACAGCUUUUGUACUCUUUCAGAAUCCCUGGAUCAUAACCCACCUGCCAUAUGGGCGCAUUUGUUUCCACUAUUCAAAUUUUAUGCUAACAAAGGUAUUAGAAAACUACAUUUUUUGAGUGACAGUCCAAGUACUCAGUACCGGAAUAAAGAUAUGUUUUCCUUCAUUGCUAAUCAAUUAAAGAAACAUUUCAAUGAUAUAGAAGAAGUAACUUGGAAUUACAGCGAGCCGGGCCACGGAAAGGGGGCUCCUGACGGCAUAGGCGGGGUAUGCAAGCGCACAGCCGACCGCAUUGUCGCACAAGGGCAAGACAUUUCCACGUUUCAAGAUCUUGUAUUAGUUUUACGUGAACAUUGCACUGGUGUUCACUUUUUCGAAAUCACCAAUGAAGAAAUACAGUACUGUAAAGAUUUAAUUAAAAAUACCAAAAGAUUGUCGUUUCAUGGAACCAUGAAAGUCCGUCAGAUUAAGACCUUUACUGGAACUAGAAUUCUUUUUUUAAGGUCUUUAUCGUGUCUUGACUGUCAAGAAUUUUGCAAACACUUUGAACUGGGACAACUCAAUUAUAACAAUGCAACAAAAGUAGACCGUGAAAUAUCUAAAAGUACCUUUAAUGCCACUGAACGCAAGUUAAAAAAUUCGCUUCCUUUAUCUAAACGUAAUGCCUCACAUAAGAAACUGAAAUAUGAGGAUGUAUACAGUGAUGAAGAAAACACCAAUGAGCCAAUCUGCUCCAAAUCGUCGACUUCUAUAAAAACUGGCUCCUACAUUCUUGUAAAUGUUAAAAAAGAGAAAAACAAAAUAAAAGAUGCCAAAACUUUUGAUACUUACCGUUACGCAGCUGUUUGCCAAAGUGACGUUGAUAAUGAUGGUGAAGUAACGGUAGCUUUUCUUAAAAUUAUAUCCGACAAAUCCAACAGAAAUGAGCAAGUUUUCAGACUGGAUGAGCAGGAUAAAAGCUGUAUUGAAUAUGAUCAAAUUGUUAAAGUUUUACCUCAACCUAAUUUAGUAUUAAAAGGUAACCGAGUGUAUUAUAAAUUUCCGGAAAUAGUGGACAUAUUUGAAUCUGCUUGAUUUGAUAAGUUUCUAAUAUUUUUAGUACAACUGUACAAGUACAACAGAAUUAGAUUUUUAUUUGUGGUGUUACUCAUUGCUCAAUUAUGGGCAACUAAAUUAUUUUUUGUUUUCUUUUUUAUUGUUCUUUAACUGUAUUAUUACUUUUUUAUUUUUGUAUGCUUAAUUCCAGAAUUAAGAGUUACAUGUACUAAUAAUGUUUUAUAAAGUACUUAUUUUCUAUUAUUAAAGUUCCUUAAAGAACCAAAAAAGUAUGUUUAAACACUAUUUGACUGUUCAAGCAUUUAUUUUUUUACUGAGACUUUUUACAUUUCCUUUUUUUUAUUUUUUAUGAAAUAAAUGUUUCUUAAACUAUAAAAAGUUUGUUUGUUUUUUAUAUUUUUUAAAACGCAUCACGUUAGUGCAAUGUUUUGUCAGACUCAUACUUCAAUUGUCAGUACCGUGCUUUGAUUGUCAGUAACGUGCUUUGAUUGUCAGUACCGUGCUUCGAUUGUCAGUUCCGUGUUUGGCUAUUUUUUUAAAAUGCAAAUAUUUCGAUAAAAUAACAUAUUUCAUAACAUUAUCAUACAAAGAUUUUUACUUAUGCAUCUAAUACAUAUCUUAAGUACAGUUAUUACAAUUAUUUUUGACUUUUAUCUUUCAGACACAUUUACCUUCUAAAUUACUCACUUUUGGGGCAAUCACCC
Psylliodes chrysocephalus is the source of this 2721-nucleotide messenger RNA. NCBI's taxonomy places the organism in Eukaryota, Metazoa, Arthropoda, Insecta, Coleoptera, Chrysomelidae. The record is from the annotation of a GenBank genome assembly.